Molecule: messenger RNA, 2577 nt
Organism: Entamoeba nuttalli P19
Lineage: Eukaryota; Evosea; Mastigamoebida; Endamoebidae
Product: helicase domain containing protein
Exons: 1
Coding region: 1-2577 (858 amino acids)
Biological process (GO): replication fork processing; DNA repair
Cellular component (GO): nuclear replication fork
Molecular function (GO): ATP binding; ATP-dependent chromatin remodeler activity
Source: RefSeq, a predicted model, not a curated record
AUGACAGACAAGAAGCAACUCCUCAAUAUCCCUAGUCAACGUGGGAUGAUAAGAAUACCACCUCCAUCACAAAGAGGUUCAACUCAAACAAUUCAUCGUUCUUCAGUAGAAAAUAAGACUAUAUCUUCUCAAACAAACUCGACUUUUAAAACCCCAACAAAAAGUGAUGAUUUCAAUAUAGAUGCUACUUUAGCAUUAUUUGAUAAUGAUAAACAACAAACUAAAAUUCCUACUCCGAUAACUAUUAGUCAACGAAAGUCUACAGAAAAGAACCCUAUUUUGACACACACGUCUUCAACUCAUAAGAUCAUUUCUAUUCCAAAGGCUUCUCAAGUUCAAUUAAACCAACGUCACAAUACUCAAACUUUACAAAAACAACUCUCUCAUACAACAGUUGUUAUACCAUCUAAACCAUCUUCAGUAAUCACACCAAUAAAAACAAUACCAAAUAAGGGAUUGAACCAUACAACUCAAUUUUCUUCACAAAAAACAAUUGUUAUUAAGCCAAUUGGGUCUUCUCAAAAAAUUAGUCAACCACAACAACAAGUUGAAUGCAAAGCGAGAUGUAUAGAAGAAGAAAAUUUUUCGUUGUCUCAUCAAACGACUCCAACAUUAAUUCCCUCUGCUUCAGCAAGUUCGUCUGUUGUAAUUCAACAAAAAAGUUCAAAUUCAACGUUACCAGUUAAAUCAAAUUUACAUGAACGAGGAGGACGAGUUGGAAUGACAAACGUUGUAUUUACUGGAGAAGGAGAUAAUGAAGUUCAUUUAAAUUUCUCUUCUAACAGAUUUAUGGAUGUUAAGGAACAAUUUAAAGAAAGUCAUAUUAAUUUUGAGCUUCUUGGAAAAGAAAAGAAAGAAAUGAAAAUUUCAUUUAAGGAUUAUCAAAGUGCAUUGGACAUUUGUCGUAAAAGACCAUUAUUAACAUGUGAACCAAUUACAAAAUGUGUUAGAGAUCUUCUUGUUUUAGAUGGAAAAGAAGAACAAGGAGAUCUUGAUAGAUAUAAAAGUAUUCCAAGUAAAUUACGAAAUACAAUGUUUGAAUAUCAGAGAAUUGGAGUACAGUUUGGGUUAAGAAAGAAAGGAAGACUUUUGAUUGGAGAUGAAAUGGGAUUAGGAAAAACCCUGCAAGCAUUAGCACUUGUUUCAGCAUAUCCAGAAAAUGAGCACAUAUUAGUUAUUACUCCUAACAGUCUUGUGUAUCAGUGGUGUGAUCAAAUCCAACGAUGGCUUGAUGUUGAUCCAAAUGAUAUUGCCGUUUAUAAACCAAAAGACAUAGAAGUGCCUAAUACUAGGUUUGUAGUUAUUUCAUACAACUCUAUGGCAAAUACUCAAGGGAAUAUGUUUUCUCAUGCAUUUCCAAUGGUAAUUUGUGAUGAAUGUCAUUUUAUUAAAACAGACUCAAGCAAACGAAGUAAAGAAACGUUAGAUGUUUGUAAGAAAGCAAAACAAGUUAUCUUCUUAUCAGGAACACCAGCAUUAUCUAGGCCGAUGGAAUUAUAUAAUAUUUUAAGUGUACUGAUAAAAGACAUUGGAACAAAAGAGUCAUUUGGUAAACGGUAUUGUGAAGAAACAGGAACUAGGUAUAAAAAUUAUCUUUCUAUGAAGAAUGAGAAAGAAUUGAAAUACUUGCUCACUACAGUUAUGAUUAGAAGACUUAAAAAUGAUGUUUUAAAGGAACUUCCACCAAAAAUAAGAGAAAAAGUAUAUCUUGGAGAAUUAGAUAAAAAUGAGUAUAGAGAAUGCCUUGAAAAGAUGAAAAAAGAUUUAGACAAUGCUCGAGGAGUAAAACAAAAAAGACAACAAGUAUUUGAAUUACAUAGAUCAACAGGACUAGCAAAAAUACCACUGAUACAAGCAUAUCUUGAUGAUGUAUUAGACUCUGGAAUAAAAAAAGUUGUAGUGUUUGCACAUCAUAGAGAUGUUCUUGAUGGAAUUGUAUAUAACUUACAAAGAAAAAAAGUACAAUUUAUUCGAAUUGAUGGUGAGACAAAGUCAGAAAACAAGAAAGAACUUGUUGAUAUUUUUAGAGAUGAUGAUAAUUGUCGUGUUGCUGUAUUAAGUAUAUUAGCAGCAAAUUGUGGAUUAGAAUUUCAAAAAGCUGCGUUGUGUAUAUUUGCAGAGAUGACAUUUGUUCCUGGUGAAAUGUUACAAGCUGAAGAUAGAGUACAUAGAAUUGGACAACAGGCUGACUCAGUUAAGAUAGAAUAUUUAAUUGCUAAUAAGAGUUAUGAUGAACAAAUAUGGAAUACUAUUGAAAAGAAAUUGGAUGUUGUCGGUAAAGUAUUAGAUGGGAAGUCAAGAGAACUUGAUCAUUGUACAAAAGAAGUAGAUAUUGGAGAAGAAGAAAUGGGAGAAUUUGUUAAAGGGAUGAUGGAGGUUAUUAAAAGCUAUGAUGAAAGAAAAAAGUUAAGAGAAGAAGAAGAGGACAGAAUAGAAAAAAGGAAGUUAGGGAGAGAAGAGUUAGUUCAAAGCAAAGAUUUACAAAAUGAGAUUGACUUACUGGAUGAUAUUGGUGAUGAUAAAACCUGUAGUAAAUCAUUAAGUAAAUUCAGUAAAUUUAAAUUUGAAAAGAAAUAA